Molecule: messenger RNA, 1549 nt
Organism: Colletotrichum destructivum
Lineage: Eukaryota; Fungi; Ascomycota; Sordariomycetes; Glomerellales; Glomerellaceae
Product: Putative cytochrome c oxidase assembly protein COX14
Exons: 2
Coding region: 206-1081 (291 amino acids)
Source: RefSeq, a predicted model, not a curated record
GAGAGAGAGAGCUCCAAAAAAUCUCAUGACAAGCCCAUCCCGAUUCCCCCGUGCUCCGGAACCCGCGUAGAGCAACGACGACGAACCGAUCGUCUACCGCCACGAACACCUCGACCCCCAGUUCUCUCCCACCCGCCUAUCCCCGUCGUAUCUCACAGUCGAAACGAAAAGCCCGUUGCAGCGACCGGACAGAACGACAAGGACAAUGGCAUCCAGAACAGGCGGUCCCCGGAGCGCCUCGGACGCCACGCGCUUCACCUCGACCACCCCGCACGCCGCCUCCAAGAACACUCCCACAUCGACGACGGCGGCAGCGGCGGCGACACCACAGGCCCCUAAGUUCCCCGGCCGGCAACCGGGCGAGUCCCCCGAGGAGCGCGUCCGCCGCCUUCGCGCCGCCCACGAGGCCGCCCGCGCGGCGCAGACCUCGAGCGUCGACCGCGUCAUCGGCGGCAGCCGUCGCCUCUUUGACUUUGCGCACAAGUUCACAGUCCUCGGCCUCGUCAGCUUCACGGCCAUCGCAGGCCUCGUAUCCGUCUACUCCGUCUACGACAUGGUGACCUACAACAAGCAGCGUCGUAACGAUUUCAUCGAGGCCCAGCGCAAGAUGGAGGAGGACUCCCUCGCCUCGGCCCGCAUCGCCUUCAUCAACGGCACCGCCACCGACGCCCAGGUCACCCUCGUCGAGGAGGCCAACACUCUCGCCCGCGAGACCGGUGUCAAGCUGCCGCCCCUGCUGUCCGCGCCCACCGUCACCACCCAGGCCGAGAAGAUAUUUGGAAAGGGCGGCGGCCAGCAACAGCAGCAGCAACAGCAGCACGAGAACGCCUUCUCCGCCGAAUCAUCACCGGACCUCGCCGCCACCGCCGCGCCUCCCGCACAGAAGAAGAGCAGCUGGUGGCCCUUUGGCGGUUCCUCGUCGGCCGCGCCCCAGAGCCUCGAGGAGAGGAAAGAGCUGCUCCAGGACAAGGCCAAGGCGGCUUUCGAGCGCGAACGGGAGAACCAGCGGCGGGGCGGCGCCCUCGACCAGCUCGGCCUGCCGCAGGAGGAGAAGAAGGCCGAGAAGAAGGGGUGGUGGUAAAGGAAAACGGGUCGUGUGGAGGCUCAAAAUCGCCCUCUCAUCACCGAGUCUUUUCUUUGCCCCCCCUUCCAACUCCCCCUCCCAUCUUCUCCCAUUUCAUAAAGGAGUGAAUUGUGCGGUGACGGAUCUAUUCUUCUCUUGUUGUAAUAUGAUGUCAGAAGAGAAAACCCCCUGGAGAGCAUGCGGUCGGUCUUGUGACGAUAUUGGUGCGUAGCAGAGAAACUGGGGCUGGAGGUUCAGCUAUGGAGGAAUACGCAGCCUCUAGAGGUCAUCGGCGACGUGUCCUGUGUCUCCAUUGAGAAGCCAGGAGGAAGGGAAGGCUUGGGUGUACGAGCGCCAGUUGUACCAUUUUCUCCCAGAACCUCUUGCUUUAUCAGACGGCAGGGCUGAGGAGACGAGGAGUCACUGUAUCAUAGUGUAGACAGACUGGAUAUGCAUUAGACGGCGUCCGGUUUGACAAGUUUUGCA